Molecule: messenger RNA, 3782 nt
Organism: Symbiodinium necroappetens
Lineage: Eukaryota; Dinophyceae; Suessiales; Symbiodiniaceae
Source: the annotation of a GenBank genome assembly
GUACCGGAGCAAAGUUUGGCAGCCUCACCAAAGCAGUGAAGGACGAGGCCGAACAGCCCUUCGAACGACCAGCGUGGUUGCAGCGCGUGGCGGAGCCCUUUGAUGCUAUAGACCUUUCUGCACGGAGCCGGCUGCAGGAGAUGUCUAAGCGGCGUGAUCGUCUGACACGGCAGCUGCGCGCACUCCAAGCAGCCCAGGCUGCAGAUCCCGAGUCCAACAUCUCAGUGGAGUUGGAAGAGAUGCAAGCGCGUCUGGAAGUGGCAGAACAGCGGAUUCGAGAUCAUCGGGAGUUGAUAAAGCAGAGAUCUGCCGCUCGCUGGGAGCGCCAAGAGAGCGGCAGCGAAAAAGUGCCCCGUUCCACUGCCGACUCUGCUCUUCUUUCGAUCAAUCGAAGCCUCUGCCGAUGCUCGAGCCGAGCUGGUCUGCUGGAAGUCCAUGGUGCCUUCAGUGCCUUCGCGUUCUUGCGUUGGCAAGAGGCCCUGAGUCUGCUCCUCUUAGAGAGGGAGGCGUCCCUCCAGGCGGACGUCGUCGCCUUCACGGCUCUCGUGCGGGCCUGUGCCAGGGCCGCCGCCAAGGCAUGGCCAGCCGCCAUCGCCACACUCUGCAACAUGGAGGACCGGACUGUGGCACCGGACGUGAUGAGCCUGGGAGCCGGAGUCGAUGUCUGCGCCAAAGCCAAUCGUUGGCUGCCCUCCUGCAUUCUGUUGCAAAGAUUGCGGACAAGGGCCUGUGAGGCAAACGUCAUCGUUUUCAACAGUGCGAUCACUGCAUGUGAGCGGAGCUCUGAGUGGGCAGCUGCCUUUCGACACCUUGGGCUGUUGGGCUACAGUGCCAUGCAGCCGGACGUCAUCACUCAGAAUUCCCUGAUUACAUCCUGUGGCAGCGGCACCCCGCUGGGAGAAUCUCUCUGGGGCGACGCCUUGGAGCUCUUCCAGAGCUUCCACGGUUUACAGCGGAGCCUUGUGACACUCAACGCUGUCGGCGCCGUUUUCCGUCAGCGUUGGGAGAUGGUUUUCGACACCUUUAUGGGCCUGGAUCAGCGAGGCAUGCAACCGGACACCGUGACGUUGGGGACGGUGGUGACAGCUUGCGUCAGUGGCACAAAAUGGCAGCGCAUCUUGCAGCAGCGGCUGCAUGGUACAGGCCUUGUCACUCUGAAUGCAGCGAUCUCAUGCGAAGGUUGGCGUGAGUCAUUGUUUCUGGCCCAGCUGGCAGCCAGCGGGGAAUUCGGCUGCUAUGCGGACACGAUCACCUUCAACACAGCUGCGAGUGUCUGCGAGAAAGCACACCGUUGGGAGGAGGCUGUGCUCUUGCUUGAAGCUCUACAGGAUUUCCGGUUGAGCCCAGAUGCCUGCACUUACAAUGCAGCGCUGAGUGCGUGCGAGAAGUGCAGCCAAUGGGAGAAGGCUCUGCAAAUUCUGUUUCGCAUGACUGACAAGAGGGUCACCCCAGAUAUAAUUUCUUACAAUGCUGCGAUAGCAGCGUGUGAGUCAUCAUGGGAGAGUGCUUUGGCACUCAUGCAUGCCAUGCAGGCUGGGCACAUCGCCCCGGACCAGAUCAGCUAUCACAGUGCUAUCGGAGUAUGCACAGCCAGCCAGCAGUGGGAAACAGCCUUGUGUUUGUGCCAGAGCAUGUCCCGAGAGAGCAUCCGGAUAGAUUCAAUCUCCGUUAGCUUGGAGAUGAGCGCCCAGGAGAAGGGGCGGAGAUGGCAAAGUGCACUCAGCGCAUGUCGCAGGAUGGCUACGAUGGGAUUGCAAAACAACCCCUUCACCUACGGCGCCACCCUGAGCGCCUGCAAGGGUCAGUGGCACGUGGCCCUGGCCCUGCUGGAGGAGUUCUGGUGGAGGCCGGAAAUCCUCACGGCCACUUUGCUUGGUGCGGCAUUGGGCUCUGCGCUGGGCUCCGAAAGCGUCUCUGAACCGGGUUCUGUGCACUUCGUGGCCUGGGUUUUGGGCCUGUUUGGCCAGAGCCGCUUGGCCCCUGGUGCGGCAGCGUAUGCUGCCGCCCUGGAGAGCCAGGCAAGGGCAGGCGCCUCUGGUGCUGCUUUCAGAGUUUCGGGACCGCGCCUUGCCGAGGAGCUCGACAGCUCCUCGCUGACGGCACUGCGCGGGAAUUUCGUGGGGGAAAAGUGCCAGAAAGAGAAGCAAAGCCCUCAAGGCGAUAGAAGCCUGGCAACAGCAAGUGGCAGCGCAGCACUUGGGGCCCAGUGCAGCGAAAAGCCCACGAUGGCACGAGACCGUUCCGAAUGCUGCACUGGUUUUAAUUCUUGCAGGCUUCGCUGGCUUGGCCGCGCGGUUCUCCUGAGCCUCCUUCUGCUGGCCUCGGUUUGGUCCGAUGCCGGCCUUGGUUGUAAGAAACAGCCAUCUCAUCAUGUUUCAUCCGCAGCUGUGGCAACUCAACCAAAUAGACUGUGCACAUUUCGGCAGGCUCGCACUGCAACCAUGCUGCGCGGUGUUGCGGGAGUUGCUCUCCUAGCUGCCAUGGCCUACCAGGCCAGGCGCCUUGGCCGUCUCCUUGGCUACACCAAGGUUGCCUCGCUGGAGUUCGGGCCCGGGCAUGGCAGCUUCGCGCAGCAGCCGCCCGAACGGUGCUGGAAGGCCGCUUUGGAAGCACCCGUCGAGGAUUUGACCGUUCUGGACCAGGAUCGCGGCCUCCUACUCGGGGCCACCGGCCAUGUUUGGGAGUGCGCCCUGCUGGGUGCUAAGGGCAGUCGAGAUAACAGGAGCCACAGCAACCAUGUGGUCUUGGUGGACUCCAAGAAGCAAGAAGUCAAGGCGCUGCAAGUUUUUAAGCACCUGCCAGGUCAGGGGCAUGUUGCAUACAGCAGCGAUCCGGCGGACCAAGUGUAUCAUGGAAUUUUUUACAGCAACAGCUCUCGGCGGCUCUACGCGGUCUGCCACCGUGUGGCUUUCACGUCGGUCGAGGUAUUCUUGGUUCACGAAGGGAUGCCCGUGGGCUCCGAAGUCUCCGAAGGCUUUCACGACUCUUUCUUUUUGGAGCAUCUGGAAACCGUAAGGUCCGCAGAGUUCCAGCGCUUGGCCUUGAACGAUGUCGUGGAGGCUGCCCUGGAUGGCAGCAGCUUCUUCGUGACAGAGUGGCUGGAUCAUGACCAUGUUACCGGCUUUAGACACUAUUCAGCAUGGCAGAUGAUGAGGCACCGGGUCAUGAUCCUUUUGAAAGCACGGCGCACAAGACUGCUGAAGUGCGUCCGAACGGAGAUCGUGGGCAUGCCUUGGUCCUGUGCGGCCGCGACUGCAGAUAGAUUUGUGAUGGCGAAUGGUCUUGCAAUCACGCCGGAUCGUCGUUUCGUGUUCCUGUCAGAUCCGGCUGCAAACGAGGUUGUGAUCUACCGGAUCGAGAGCGAGGGCGGGUCUGAGAGCUUGAGAAAGGUUCUGAGUUUCAACCCAAAGCAUGCCGUGGACAACCUGGAGGUCGUGGAAAGUGGGGUGAAUCCGGAUGAGGUGGUCCUCCACGCCGGUUCGAUACCUACUGUUUUUACCACGGGGACAGGUUGCGAGGGUGGCUUUGGCAUGACCUGGCCGAUCCAAGACCUCGAGGGGCGCUCAGGCUUUAUCGGUUGUCACCGGUCGCCGGGAGGGUUGCUGGAGAUUCGCGUCACAGGCUUCAAAGGCCUCAACAGACAAGACUUAGAGGUCCAGAUGCAGGAUCGACUGCUGCAUGACGGCUCACUGCUGAGUGACGUCAGCAGUGCCUUUGGCCUCGAUGGACGUGUUGUCAUUGGGAGCCCUGCUACGAGCGGGGUGCUGUUCUGCGACCUGUAG